CUUCAUUUGCUGUGGUUAUUACCUUACUGCAAAGAGCUGUUCUACUGAGAAAGAGGUAACAUGCAUGUGUCACUGGCUGAGGCUCUGGAGGUUCGGGGGGGGCCAUUACAAGAAGAGGAAAUAUGGGCUAUUUUGAAUCAAAGUGCAGAAAGCCUUCAGGAAUUAUUCAGAAAAGCUGAUCCUACUGCUCUGGGAUUCAUCAUUUCUCCAUGGUCUCUGCUGCUGCUUCCAUCUGGCAGUGUAUCAUUUACAGAUGAAAAUUUUUCCCAACAAGACCUGCGAGCAUUCACAGCACCAGAGGUUCUGCAAAACCAGUCACUAUCUUCUCUUGCAGAUGCUGAAAAGAUCCAUAUUUAUUCUCUUGGUAUGACACUUUUUUGGGGAGCUGACCAUGAAGUUCCUCAAAGCCAACCUAUCAAACUUGGAGAUCAUCUCAACAGCAUACUCCUUGGUAUGUGCGAAGAUGUCAUUUAUGCCCGUGUAUCUGUACGGACUGUUCUGGAUGCUUGCAGUGCGCACAUAAGGAACAGUAACUGCGCCCCUUCGUUCUCAUACGUGAAACAGUUGGUUAAACUGGUUCUGGGAAGCCUGUCUGGGAUGGAUCAACUUUCUUGCAAUGGAGAUAGAAAACUGCAGCCAGACAGGAGCCAGGCUAUCCGGGACAGAUUAAGGGGAAAAGGUCUCCCCACAGGAAAAAAAAUGGUGGUUGCUGCAUCUGAUGGACACAAGGCUCAUUUCUCUCAACAGACCAUGCUUAACAAAGGGCUUAGCAAGUCUAUGGGAUUUUUGUCCAUUAGAGGAACACAAGGCGAGGAGGAAUUUUUCCAAGGUAUUUCCACAGAUUACAACUCAGGACAGGAAGACGCUUUGUGUCCUCAUCGAUGUAAACCCAGUGAUUUUGAAAAAAAAGAUCACUUUCAUACAGAUGCUACUCCCAAGCGGAAAGUAUGGGCUUCCUCCACAGACUUGCUUUGCGCAAGUGACAAGGCAGCUGAGAGGGACCAUGGUGGAGACAGACACAACCACCAUCAAUGUGAAACAUUUAUGGUACAGACUUCUGCUACUACCAGAAACAAGGAAGCAAGGUACUCUGAUGGGAGCAUAGCAGUGGAUGUGUUUGGACCUCAGAAACCAGACCAAACAUGUCAUGGGCCUGAGACAUCAACUUCUGCAGCAAUAUCAAGUGCCUUUGACAGGAUAAGAGAGAGACAGAAGAGACUGCAGCUUCUGAGGGAAGCCAUGAAUGUAGAAGAACCUUUGAGAAGGUACAGAUCUUACCACAGUGAUGUGUAUAGUACUUCGAGUGAAAGUCCGUCUAUUAUUUCUUCAGAACCGGAUUUCCGACAAGUGAGAAGAAAUGAAGGUUUCAAGAGAGAUGAUGCCAAUGGUGCUUUGCCAGGUGCUGAUGAUAUCUCAACAUCCAGUCAAGUCAAUUCUCAGAGGGCAAGGCAGCAUGAAACACCAUUUGAAGGCAAUCUAAUAAGUCAAGAAGUGAUGCUAAAGCGUCAGGAAGAAGAAAUGAUGCAACUGCAAGCCAGAAUGGCUCUUAGGCAGUCCCGACCUAACCUCUACCCGGGAGAUGCAGUUAGGUCCUCAAUGCUUGACAUCACCAGAGAUCCGCUGAGAGAAAUAGCCCUGGAAACAGCCAUGACGCAAAGAAAACUGAGGAAUUUCUUUGGCCCUGAGUUUGUGAAAAUGACCAUUGAGCCAUUCAUCUCCUUGGAUCUACCAAAGUCUAUCUUGACUAAGAAAGGGAAGAAUGAUGAUACCAGGCGAAAAGUAAAUGUCAUGCUUUUAAGUGGACAGAAGCUGGAGCUGACCUGUGAUACUAAAACGAUAUGUAAAGAUGUCUUUGAUAUGAUUGUUGCCCAUAUUGGCUUGGUAGAGCAUCACUUGUUUGGAUUGGCUACUUUAAGAGACAAUGAAUUUUUCUUCGUUGAUCCUGACAUAAAGCUAAGUAAAGUAGCUCCAGAAGGAUGGAAAGAAGAAUCAAAGAAAAAGAGCAAGCCCCCUGUCAACUUCAUUCUGUUCUUUCGCAUAAAGUUUUUUGUGGAUGAUGUCAGUCUUAUACAACAUACUCUGACCUGUCACCAGUAUUACUUGCAGUUGCGGAAGGACAUCCUGGAAGACAGGUUGCACUGUGAUGAUGAGACAGCCUUAUUAUUAGCAUCUCUAGCCCUCCAAGCUGAGUAUGGAGAUUACCAGGCAGAGGUACAUGGCAUGUCCUAUUUCAGACUAGAACACUAUCUACCAGCAAGAGUGAUGGAGAAGCUAGAUCUGUCCUGCAUCAAAGAAGAGUUGCCCAAAUUGCAUAGCACUUAUGUAGGUGCUUCUGAAAAAGAGACAGAGUUAGAAUUUUUGAAGAUGUGUCAGAGGCUCACAGAAUAUGGAGUUCAUCUUCAUCAUGUGCUGCCUGAGAAGAAAUCUCAAACUGGCAUCCUCCUGGGAGUGUGUUCCAAAGGAGUUGUUGUUUUUGAAGUUCACAAUGGGGUCCGCACACCUGUGCUACGCUUCCCAUGGAGGGAGACGAAGAAAAUAUCUUUUAGUAAGAAGAAAAUUACUUUGCAGAACACGUCAGAUGGUAUCAAACAUGCAUUUCAGACUGACACUAGUAAGACUUGUCAAUAUCUUCUGCACCUCUGCUCUUCCCAGCAUAAGUUCCAACUACAAAUGAGAACCAGGCAGAGCAACCAAGACACUCAGGACAUUGAAAGAGCUUCAUUUAGGAGUUUAAACCUUCAUGCUGAGUCUGUCAAAGGUUUUAACAUGGGACGAGCAAUCAGCACAGGUAGCCUGGCCAGCAGUACUCUGAACCGACUCGCUGUCCGACCUCUGUCAGUCCAAGCAGAGAUCCUGAAGAGGCUGUCCUGCUCUGAGCUUUCGCUCUUCCAACCGCUUCCUGGCUCUUCAAAGGAAAAGAAAGAAAAGAGCUCUUGGGAGGAAAGACCCAGGGUCAUGAGCAAGUCAUUUCAUGACCUGAGUCAGAGCCACAUCUCAGUUUACCCUCCAAGGAAAAACAUCGCUGCUUUGGACUCCUCGUCCCCCAAAAUAGAGAACAUAAUGGGAAGGGUCUUUCAGCAAAUGCCAAAAUUUGACAGUGGAUCAGCAGCAGGAGCAUUAAAACUGAACGAUUCAAAAUUUCAUGCAGGUUUAAGUAGAAGCCCUGAAGGAAGGAAAAAUGAAUCAGACUCAUCAUCUCUUGAAGACACCGGUCAAGCCUAUGUUGUAGGCGUUAGCAUGAAUAGUUCUGGAAAUACUCCGUCAUCAACACCAUUGAAAGACAGUGUUGGUACUCUACAAACUGUGCAGAGCAGAGUUUCCUCACCAGAAAGAGAGGUCACUUUGGUGAAUUUGAAAAAGGAUGAAAAAUUGGGUUUAGGCUUUCAAAUAAUAGGUGGAGAGAAGACAGGGAAACUUGAUCUGGGAAUUUUUAUUCAUUCAGUUAUUCCUGGAGGGCCAGCUGAUUUGGAAGGAUCUCUAAAACCAGGACACCGACUGAUAUCUGUGAAUAGCAUGAGUUUAGAGGGUGUCAGCCACCAUGCAGCAUUAGAAAUUAUAGAGAAUGCACCUGAAGAUGUGACACUUGUUAUCUCUCAGCCCAAGGACAGGCUAUCCAAAGCAUCAUCCAACCCUGCGCACCUCGCUAAUGGAACAAGAGGUUAUUUAAGGAGGCCAUCAUCAGUGCAGGACAAUGAGGCAGAGUCUUCUUCAGAAGAGCACAAUCAGUCGCGAGGUCACCAGAGGCCUAUCUCAGGGAGUUUGUGUGGCUUGUCGGGAGGCAAGCGGGACGGAAGCAUGAGCUCCCAGGACUCCAGGACUGAGAGUGCCAGCUUGUCUCAGAGCCAGACAGCUGGCUUCUUUGGCAAACACACAAGUGGUAGAGCCCAGCAGGAUCCUCAGCAUUAUAGUGAUUCCCUGUCUGGGCUUUCUAAAGCCAAUGAGAAGAGAAGAUCCUCGUCUGACAGUACCCGAGCAAAAACUAAAAGGCCUGGGGCAAUGGAGUCUGUGGAAUAUUCUGACCGAGGGGAUUCUGACAUGGAUGAAGCAACAUAUUCCAGCAGUCAGGAGCAACAGGCAGCUAAAAAGGAAUCUUCAGAGAAUGCAGCAAACAAAAUGAAUUCUAAGAAGAUUACUGCAACACUUAAACCUGGAGAUAUCUUUGAGGUUGAACUAGCCAAAAAAGAUAACGGCUUGGGAAUAAGUGUCACGGUACUGUUUGACAAGGGUGGUGUAAAUACUAGCAUAAGGCACGGUGGUAUUUAUGUGAAAGCAAUUAUUCCUAAGGGAGCAGCUGAAGCGGAUGGCAGAAUAGAAAAAGGUGACCGUGUGCUCUCAGUCAAUGGGAUUAGUUUGGAAGGUGCUACCCAUAAGCAAGCUGUGGAAACGCUGAGGAACACUGGGCAGGUGGUGCAUCUACUCUUGGAAAAAGGGCAGCUUUCAGUAGCCAAAGUUCAUGCUCCAGUAACACCACAGUGCACACCUCCAAAUCAGGUGGGGCAUUGCGAGCCUCAGGAGAAACCAGCAACAAAAUCUACAAAUGCCAAAGACUACAGCUUUGUCACUGCAGAGAACACAUUUGAGGUAAAGUUGCUGAAGAACAGCUCAGGCCUCGGGUUCAGUUUCUGCCGUGAAGAUAACCUUACUCCAGAGCAAUUGGGCUCAACUAUUGUGAGAGUGAAAAAGCUCUUCCCUGGGCAGCCCGCUGCAGAAAGUGGGCAAAUAGAAAUUGGGGAUGUCAUUCUGCAAGUGAACGGGGCAUCACUGAAGGGUUUAUCUCAGCAGGAAGUCAUCUCCACUCUGAGAGGAACAUCUCCUGAAGUCUCUCUUCUCCUUUGUCGGCCACCACCUGGCAUACUGCCAGACAUUGAUCCUUCUUUGUUGACUCCCAUCCAUUCACCCCAACAAGUAUUUCCAGAUGUCAGCAAAGAAGUUACUGGUCUAUCGAACAGAGAACAAGGUGACAGCUCUGAUGAAAAUGAAACUACUGAUCAGAGCAAGAAAAGGCUAAAAUCUCCCUCUAGGAGAGACAGCUACAGUGACAGCAGUGGGAGUGGUGAUGAGGAGGUGAUAGAUUCUCCAGCACAGUUGGGCCCUGGCUGGAGUUCUGCCCUGUAUAAAACCUCCGAUGAAGCUGUUAUGCAAGCACAUAGCCAGUAUGAGACGCACGGUGGUCAGGAAGAGGUCAUUCGUACCAUCUUAUAUUCUGCUCAUGAGACUCCCAGCAAAUCAGAGUUUGAGGACAGUGAUCUGCCACUGGAUUUGCCGCUGAUCCCAACCUGUAGAACUGUUCCUGAUGUCACCACAUCAAUUUUAAUAAAUGACUCAUAUGCUAGUUCCAUUCCUGAGCUGACUCCACACCUGGGAGGAAUGGCUUCGUUACUCAGUCAAUUGGAAAAAAAUGCUGAAGAAUAUGAACCGGAAGUAGAGCUCCAAGUUACCAUGACGAAGUCAGAAAAGGGUAGUCUGGGCUUUACGGUGACCAAAGGAAGUGAUAACAUUGGCUGCUACAUUCAUGAUAUUGUUCAGGAUCCUGCCAAAAGUGAUGGGAGACUACGACCUGGAGACCGGCUUAUAAAAGUUAAUGACAUGGAUGUCACUAACAUGAGUCACACAGAUGCAGUAAAUUUUCUCCGAGCUGCCCCAAAGACUGUCAGAUUAGUGCUAGGACGUGUUUUGGAGUUACCUAAGAUGCCCGUGUUGCCUCAUUUACUGCCUGAUAUUACACUAACAUGCCAUAAGGAGGAGCUGGGCCUGUCUUUAUCAGGAGGUCAUGACAGCCUUUACCAAGUUGUGUAUAUUAGUGACAUUCUCCCCAAAUCAGUUGCUGCCAGAGAUGAGAGUCUGCAUGCAUUAGAUAUUAUCCAUUAUAUUAAUGGAGUAAGCACACAGGGAAUGACUCUGAAAGAAGCCAAAAGAAUGUUGGAAACAUCGCUUCCUAAAGUGGUGCUCAAAGCGACCAGAGAUGGUCACCCAGUGAUUCCAAAAUCCAAAAGCCCUGAUCAUUCAAAUCUGUGGUCAAUGAAAGCUAAUGGCUGUUCCCGUGCUGAUCACUGUGGUAAAGCAGAAACAACAACUGAUGGGCCCAAGGUAAAUGGCAACUGCAUCCUAGGAGUGUCUCAUGCGAAUACGGAAAAUAAUAUCCAUCAAACCGAAGGAUUAAUGACUCUCACAGGGUAUAGAGAUAUCCCUUCUCUGGGUUUUACCAAUCAGACGUCAGAUUUGUCUAAACACAGUGACAAUUCAGAAACGGAGGUUCUGGAGGAUGAGUAUUAUGAUGAGGAUGAUCACAAUGAAGUUGUUCAGUAUCUGUUGGAUGUUGUAGAUGAGGAAGCCCAGAACCUUUUAAAUCGUAAUAAUGCAACGUCAGAGGCCCAAGACCACCUACAUCUCAAAAAUGCCACGUCAGAUGAUCAUCUAUCAGAGCUCAAUGGGAAGCUGACAGAAGAUAAGUCUGAGGACACGGACUGUGACGGAUCAUCGUUACCUGAAGAUUUUUCGGAGCCAACACACACAAAUGGUUGUGAAGAGCAUUGUGAAGUAAAAGCUACGUUAGAAAGGUCACCUCCACAACCUCCCUUGAACCAAGCAGAUGAAGAUGAAAUCACAUGGGGAAGUGACGAACUACCAAUUGAAUCAAUAAACCAGGAACGUUUACAUAAAGAUGGUCCUUUAGUCACAAAUGAAGAGAUCUCUGCACUCCCUACUGUGAAAGUGCUUCCUGGAGGCAAGUACACAGGAGCCAAAUUAAAGUCAGUCAUCAGGAUGUUGCGAGGGUUGCUGGAACAGGGUGUCCCUUCUAAAGAGAUUGAAAAUCUUCAAGAGUUAAAACCUUUGGAUCAGUGUUUGAUUGGACAAGCGAAAGAGAAUAGGAAGAAGAACAGAUAUAAAAACAUACUUCCUUAUGAUACCACCAGAGUACCUCUGGGGAUUGAUGGUGGAUACAUCAAUGCCAGCUUCAUUCGCAUGCCAGUGGGGAAUGAAGAGUUCAUUUACAUUGCAUGUCAAGGACCUCUCCCUACUACUGUAGCAGAUUUCUGGCAAAUGGUCUGGGAACAAAACUGUACUGUGAUUGCCAUGAUGACUCAGGAGGUUGAAGGAGAAAAGAUAAAAUGCCAGCGUUAUUGGCCAGAUGUACUCAAUAAAACUAUCAUGAUAAAUGAUAGGCUCCGGCUUGCUCUUGUAAGACUCCAGCAGCUGAAGGGCUUUGUCGUUAGAGUGCUGGAGCUAGAAGAUAUCCAGACAGGUGAGGUACGGCACAUCUCGCAUCUGAACUUCAUUGCUUGGCCUGACCAUGACACCCCUUCUCAACCAGAUGACCUGCUCACUUUUAUCUCCUACAUGCGGCAUGUCCACAGAUCAGGACCUAUCAUAACUCACUGCAGUGCGGGCAUUGGACGGUCAGGGACCCUUAUCUGUAUAGAUGUUGUUCUAGGGUUGAUCAGCAGAGAUCUUGAAUUUGACAUCUCAGACUUGGUGCGCACGAUGCGUCUGCAGCGGCAUGGGAUGGUUCAGACGGAGGAUCAGUACAUUUUCUGCUAUCAAGUUGUCCUGUAUGUCCUGAAUCAUCUCCAAGAUGAACAACAACAGAGAGGCAAAUGAAAUGCUGAACCUGAAGUGCUUUUAAAAUAAGAAAGUGAGGAAAUCCAGAGGCUCUUGCAUGUUUUGAUUGUUCUGCCAGCCAAUAUUAUUCCAGUCUCUUUCUUCAGUUGCUAUCAAGUGUCUUUGCUAUACAGUCUGUCCGUUGUUCCAGCGAAGGUAUAUAGUAUAUGGAAAAGGUCUAGCUCAUACAGUACCACUACUAUCUUCAGCCUAUGGACUCAUGUGAGAGUUUGUAUAACAGUAAAUAAUAUUUAAUAAAGUUGCAUUUUUGCAGCUUUCUUAAUCUGUGAUAAAGUACUUAAAUAAAAAUAUUUUAAUUAAAAAAAUGAAAAAAAAUCUUAUGAUGUCUCCUGCAGUUCUGCAGCUGCUCUGGGUAUGUUUCUUAUGGGGUGGGAUGUGAGAGUACAAAGCAGCAUUUUAUCCCAGCAAACUUAAUUACAAAGACAUUUUAUUAUUCUCUUUAAAAGCUUGUUUAUGGCACGGAAUUUUUUUGGCAUUUUAGUACAGUUAGAGCUAUUUUAUAGAGGGUAUCUUUAAAUCAGUAUUUAAGCUUAAAAGACGCCUGCUAGUAUAACAAAGAUAGUGAAUGUUUACUGUAAGUAUUGCAGUUUAUUAUGUUUACUUGGUAGAGUUUCAUGUAUAUAUUUAUAUACUUUUAUAGAAAAAAAAGAUGAAUUAUUAGGUGUCUAAACUUAUAACUG
Molecule: messenger RNA, 8300 nt
Organism: Rhea pennata
Lineage: Eukaryota; Metazoa; Chordata; Aves; Rheiformes; Rheidae
Gene: PTPN13
Product: protein tyrosine phosphatase non-receptor type 13
Exons: 48
Coding region: 61-7599 (2512 amino acids)
Biological process (GO): peptidyl-tyrosine dephosphorylation
Cellular component (GO): cytoskeleton; nucleus; cytoplasm
Molecular function (GO): protein tyrosine phosphatase activity; phosphatidylinositol 3-kinase regulatory subunit binding
Source: RefSeq, a predicted model, not a curated record